GAACGUCAGAAAAUCUUGUAAGAAAUUAAUGAUAGUUGAAGUAAGCGGUACGGGGAAACGGGAAAAAGACUGGACAAAAGUGAAGGCUAAAGGAAAAAUAUUAGGUGGCAGAAAUACGUCGAUCCUGUUGUUCAUUACAGUUUGUUGUUCAACGUUGCACUUUCGUUAUAAAUUUUCCGAGAGAAUACACAUCCUAUUUACGGAGUUAUGUCAAAAACAAUCCUUUAUUCCUGAUGGUACAACAAAUUGUGAACCAGAGUUUUGUUGUUUCGCAUCCUCCGUGGAAGUGGUUACCAGGAAACUGGAAAUAGGUAGUCUACAGUCAAUUGAGGGAAGAUAAGAGAUCGGAAAGUGUUGAGCCAUUCUGAACUGGAGACAAGUUCCAGUCUCAGUUUGGGCUGGUUCAGUUGAAGUCCACUGUGAGCUUUGUGUCGGAAGUGAAAGUCGGCGGAGGAUUUUCGAAGUGAGAAAAUGCGGACAAUAAAAAGGUUUCGGAAAUUUUUUCGACUUGAACAUGUCGCACUGCUGCUGGUUUCCUUGUGGAGUGCCGUACUUGCGGCCACCGAUCAGAUUCCGUCCGUUCCCACGCACAACAUGUCCAACAAAGAGCGAAACGAGCUGAGGGAAGAAUCGAGAGAAAUGUUCUAUCAUGCGUACCGGGCGUAUAUGGAUAAGGCCUAUCCAGCGGACGAAUUAAUGCCACUCAGCUGCAAUGGAAGAUAUCGAGGAAUUACGCCGUCCCGAGGAGAUCUUGAUGAUGUGCUGGGGAAUUUUUCUAUGACGCUGGUUGAUACGCUGGAUACGCUAGUCAUCCUUGGAGAUCUGGAGGAGUUUGAGCACGCUGUUAAGCUGGUUAUUAAAGAUGUGAGAUUCGAUAAUGACAUCAUUGUUUCCGUGUUCGAAACUAACAUCAGAAUGGUUGGUGGAUUACUGUCCGCCCACAUACUGGCAGAAUACGUACAAAAACAGGCGGAUGUCAUGUUAUGGUAUCGGGGUGAGUUACUCGAAAUGGCCAAAGAUCUCGGAUUUAGACUACUGCCAGCUUUUAACACGUCAACAGGAAUUCCGCACGCUAGAGUUAACCUAAAAUAUGGUAUGAAAGUGGAAGCAUUGCGCCACUCAAGAGAAACCUGCACUGCUUGUGCGGGUACAAUUUUAUUAGAGUUUGCCGCACUUUCGCGAUUAAGUGGAGAACCAAUAUUCGAAAUUAAGGCGCAUAACGCGAUGGACGCGCUGUGGAAAAUGCGCCACCGGAGCUCGGAUUUGAUGGGAACGGUACUAAACGUCCAUUCCGGCGACUGGAUCCGACGAGAGUCUGGUGUGGGUGCUGGAAUAGAUUCCUACUACGAAUACUGCCUUAAAUCGUACAUUCUGCUGGGAGAUGAACGCUAUUUAGCGCGGUUUAAUCGGCACUACAAUGCUAUCAUGAAAUACAUCAGUCAAGGACCGAUGUUGUUGGACGUCCAAAUGCAUCGACCGCACACGAAAACAAGAAACUUCAUGGAUGCACUACUAGCUUUUUGGCCUGGUCUCCAAGUACUUUCUGGGGACCUGAAACCAGCCGUUCAGACACAUGAAAUGUUGUAUCAAGUAAUGCAAAUGCAUACUUUCAUUCCAGAGGCAUUCACGUACGAUUUUCAGGUCCACUGGGGACAGCACCAUUUGAGGCCAGAGUUCAUUGAGUCAACGUACUUUUUAUAUCGGGCAACAGGGGAUCAUUAUUAUUUGCAGGUUGGUAAAAAAGCGCUAAAGGCAUUACAAAAACACGCGAGAGUACCCUGCGGCUAUGCGGCCGUGAACGACGUACGUACAGGGAAGCACGAGGACCGAAUGGAUUCCUAUGUACUCUCGGAGACUUUCAAAUAUUUGUAUCUGCUAUUUUCUGAUCCGUCGGAUCUGCUGUUGAACAUAGAAAAUUUUAUUUUCACAACCGAAGCACAUCUACUGCCGUUGACUCUCGGGCAAUUAGGCAAUCAUACGUUUAACAUUAAAGAGCACGAGGAAAACAACAUGCUUGAUUUCAUGCGGUCAUGUCCUAGUCCAAACAAGUUAUUUCCUGAAACGGUUAGACGUCCCCUUAGAGACCUGGUUACAGGAGUAUGCCCGCGUAUAUCAAGUGCCAAAAGACUUAGAGCGGCUGACUUUCAGGCAAGCAAUGCAGAUCAUCUACGGACAGUUCAUGACAUGGGUAUUACGAUGGUUUCUCUAGGCGAGGGAAAGGUUCAGCUUUUGCAUAGUUUUUACAACGCGAAAUCCCCGGAGGAUGCUGAGCGUGGUCUCAUAUUCAUGCAGGAGAUGGUAGAGUUGUCAAAAUCGAACACAAUUCCAAAAACACAACUGCAGGCAGUUUCAUUCCAAUCACAAGGCGAUUAUCAACAUAUUCUCAAAGCAGGGCCGAGCCAUUUUGGGCCUGAACUUACGGGAGAUAUGGUGAUAACGCAGCGAGGAGUGUUCGUUAAUCCAUCGAAAGUCUGCACAAGUCUGAAAAACGGCCGAGAAUUGAAUGGCAAAAUUGCGAUUGUCGAACGAGGCGAUUGCACCUUUGUUGAUAAAGCACGCAGAGUUCAAGCAGGAGGGGCGAUGGCUGCCAUAGUGUACGACAAUACUCCUAACACUUCGAUCGACAAUCAACAAAUGUUUGCAAUGUCUGGUGACGGUAACGAUGACGUAAAAAUCCCAGUUGUAUUCUUAUUCACAAAAGAAGCCGAAGUGCUGAUAACUGCGAUUAAGGCCGAUCCAGACCUUGAGAUAACGCUGAAACCGUUGCUUGACCCCAUGGAGACUGAAGAGUUAGCGAAACAGGACGCUCUGUCCCAAAAACAAAGCAAGACUGAGUCGGCGCAAACCUCCAGCAGCGGAUCGAAAACGGCCCCAUAAUAUCGAAGGAGUGGGUUUGCUGUGGGUAGACAGGAUGCAUUAUUAACACAAUUAAUUAAACAAACGGCAUACAAAUCAAGAGUGUGUGAAAGGGUUAUAAGUGCAGUUUCCAUGCUUAAAUUUCUAUCAAUUCAAAGUGACACAAUUGUUGGCAGAGUAUAAGUACGAUGUGAUGCAGUUUGAUUGUUGUUUAGAGAUAAAAGUGCAUAGUUAAGGUUAGUGUACUAAAUUUUUAUCAUAAGCUAGGGAUAGUCGAGCCAACUGGAGUCGAUUUGUUACUCAUAAUAGCUAAAGCCAUUAGAGAAUGUUCGUACUGAGCAACAUAUCAGCUGGUUGACUGACUUAUCGUUUUCUGCACGAGAUUUGAACAGCAGGUGUGUCUACCUGAGGCAAGAGCUUCAAAACUGUGCCGAGCGAAAAUGCUCGUUGUAAAUUAGCUGUAAAUAAUUUCUAACAAUUUAGAAACACGAUAUUAGGAUAAGACUGCCACCACUGCUGACACGAAAACAAUGUAAUUCCAAACUACUUCAGCAGUAUCAGUCCUGCUGAAGGAAAAAAAACAGAUUCCACGUUCAGCAGCAAGCGAUGUAUGUGAGUGUGUAUAUAAACGGAACAAUGAGGGGGUUGCUAUUUUUUAUAAAGUCUUCUCAAGCAUCGAAAUAGCAAUCACUAGUUAGUCACAAUCAAGAUGCAAUAUAAUAAAGAAUUUAACUAAAGAAAUUAGAGAGAAAAAAAAACAAUAGUUGUGAGUAAAGAAGAUUCAAUUGCCUAUUAGAUCAAGCGAACUCUUAAUACACUGUUUCUAGUUUUGUAAAUAAAAUGAAAAUGUUUUACGAAAAA
Wyeomyia smithii (pitcher-plant mosquito) is the source of this 3717-nucleotide messenger RNA. RefSeq names its product ER degradation-enhancing alpha-mannosidase-like protein 3 (gene Edem2). Gene Ontology annotation, biological process: carbohydrate metabolic process; endoplasmic reticulum mannose trimming; mannose trimming involved in glycoprotein ERAD pathway. The transcript has 12 exons. Gene Ontology annotation, molecular function: mannosyl-oligosaccharide 1,2-alpha-mannosidase activity; calcium ion binding. Lineage: Eukaryota; Metazoa; Arthropoda; Insecta; Diptera; Culicidae. The record is from RefSeq and is a predicted model, not a curated record. Gene Ontology annotation, cellular component: membrane; endoplasmic reticulum. The coding region runs from base 472 to 2877 and encodes 801 amino acids.